CACGCAUGCAGCAGUCUGACAACAGCAGCAGUAGGGAAUGGGGAGAGAGAGGGGGGCACCGCACCGUUUAACAAGAGACUUUUCAGCACAACGUGACCAAUAAAACAAUUCACCAUCGGGCAUUGAAAGAAUAUUAUCUCAGGCUGUGACUCAAGCCCCCUCCCCCAUCUGCAGCAUUACGCAGAGGAACUCGAGGGGGAAAAGAAUGAGCUGAUUUGAAGAGCACUGAUAAUGACGACCAGAAUAAAUGCGGCCUGGUUACACAGCAUAGCAGGGAACGUACAUGCUUGAGAUUUCGAAGGCCAUGAUGCAAUGAAAUAAACACUGGAUGACUGGAGGUCCCCUGCUUAUCAGACUCUAAGCAUGGCUGGACUACAGCUGGUGACCCCUGCCUCCUCACCCAUGGGGCCCUUCUUUGGUCUCCCAUGGCAGCAGGAAGCUAUCCAUGACAACAUAUAUACACCAAGGAAAUAUCAGGUUGAACUUCUUGAAGCAGCUCUUGAACACAAUACUAUAGUCUGCUUAAAUACUGGCUCAGGGAAGACCUUUAUCGCAGUACUCCUAAUCAAAGAACUCUCCCACCAAAUCCGUGGAGAGGAGGGGAAGAGGACAGUUUUCCUGGUGAAUGCAGCAUCAUCUGUGGUUCAGCAAGCAUCUACUGUAAGAACCCACUCCGAUCUCCAGGUAGGCGACUACAUGACAGAGGAGAUGACAUCAUGGCCCGAGGAGAUGUGGAACAGAGGGAUGAUGGAGAAUCAGGUUCUGGUGAUGACGUGCCACAUCUUCCUGCAUGUGUUGAAGAAUAGUGUCUUGCCACUAUCAAAAAUCAACCUGUUGGUUUUUGACGAAUGCCACCUUGCAAUCACGGACCAUCCUUAUCGGGAAAUAAUGAAGAUUUGUGAGGGUUGCCCUGGCUGUCCCCGCAUUCUGGGUCUGACUGCUUCCAUUUUAAAUGGCAAAUGUGACCCAUGUGACCUGGAGGAAAAGAUUCAGAACCUAGAGAAGAUACUGCAGAGCAAUGCAGAAACUGCCACUGAUCUUGUGGUGCUGGAUAGGUAUGCGUCCCAACCUCGGGAGGUGGUGCUGGACUGUGGACUGUACCCAGAUGAGAGUGGACUCUCUGAUAGGCUUCUGGGCGAGCUGGAUGAAGCCCUUCAUUUUCUUAAUGACUGCAACUUGUCUGCUCAUCGAGAAGACAGAGAUCCCACUUUCAUCUCCAAACAGGUGCUGAAUGACUGUCGGGCCGUAUUGACUGUGCUGGGCCCGUGGUGCGCCGAUAAAGCUGCUGGAAUCAUGGUUCGGGAGCUGCAGAAAUACAUCAAACACGAACAGGAGGAGCUGAACCGCAAAUUCCUGCUCUUCACAGACACCAUUCUUAGAAAAAUCCAUGCCUUGUGCGAGGUGCAUUUUUCUCCGGCCUCUCUGGACCUGAAGUUUGUCACUCCCAAGGUCAUCAGACUUCUGGAGAUUCUCCACGAGUACAAACCUUUCGAACGGCAGCAGUUUGAGAGCGUGGAGUGGUACAACAAUCGCAAUCAGGACAAUUAUGUUUCAUGGAGCGAUUCUGAGGACGAUGAUGAGGAUGAAGAGGCAGAGGCAAAGGAGAAACCUGAGGCUAAUUUUCCUUCACCUUUCACCAACAUCCUCUGUGGAAUUAUCUUUGUGGAAAGACGAUAUACAGCGGUUGUUCUAAACAGGCUCAUCAAGGAGGCGGGGAAGCAGGACCCAGAGCUGGCCUACAUCAGUAGCAAUUUCAUCACAGGUCACAGUAUUGGCAAGAACCAGCCACGCAACAAACAGAUGGAGGUGGAGUUCAGAAAACAAGAGGAGGUCCUGAGGAAGUUCAGAGCCCAUGAAACCAACUUGCUCAUCGCAACCAGCAUCGUGGAGGAAGGCGUUGAUAUUCCAAAGUGCAAUUUGGUCGUGCGGUUUGACUUGCCGACGGAGUACAGGUCAUACGUGCAAUCCAAAGGUCGCGCCCGUGCGCCAGUCUCCAAUUACAUCAUGCUAGCUGACAGCGAACAGACGAAAACCUUUAAGGAGGACCUUAAGACCUACAAGGCCAUAGAGAAGAUCCUCAGAAAUAAGUGCUCAAAGUCAGCAGAAUGCAGUGAUUUUGAAUUGGAGCCAGUGACCGAUGAUGACAACGUUCUCCCUCCUUACAUCCUGCGCUCGGAGGACGGCGGCCCCCGUGUCACAGUUAACACAGCCAUUGGACAUAUCAACAGAUAUUGUGCACGGCUGCCCAGUGAUCCGUUCACUCAUCUUGCUCCUAAGUGUAAAACUGUGGAUCUGAAGACUGGAGGUUACCAGUCCACUCUCUUCCUUCCCAUCAACUCUCCGCUCAGAGUUCCUGUCACCGGGCCAACAAUGAACUGUGCAAGACUUGCUGAGAAAGCAGUAGCUCUUCUCUGUUGUGAAAAACUGCACAAAAUUGGGGAGCUGGAUGAUCAUUUGAUGCCGGUGGGAAAGGAAACUGUGAAGUAUGAGGAGGAGCUGGACCUGCAUGAUGAGGAGGAGACAAAUGUGCCAGGAAGACCAGGCUCCACAAAACGGAGACAGUGUUACCCAAAAGCAAUACCAGAGUGUCUGCAGGGUUGUUACCCUGUGCCAGAGCAGCCUUGCUACCUGUAUGUGAUUGGGAUGGUCCUCACCACCCCUCUUCCUGAUGAGCUCAACUUCCGCCGGAGGAAGCUGUACCCGCCAGAGGACACUACCCGAUGUUUUGGCAUUCUGACAGCUAAACCAAUACCUCGGAUCCCUCACUUCCCUGUGUACACACGCUCUGGUGAGGUGACUAUCUCGAUUGAGCUGCAGAAGUUGGGCUUCACUCUGAGCACAGAGCAGCUGGAGCUGAUCACUCGCUUGCACCAGUACAUUUUCUCCCACAUACUCCGCCUGGAGAAGCCAGCACUAGAGUUUAAACCUACAGAGGCAGAUUUUGCUUACUGCAUUCUACCUCUCAACGUCGUUGAGGAUUCCAAUAUGUUGGACCUGGAUUUUAAGUUCAUGGAGGAUAUUGAAAAGUCUGAAGCACGCAUCGGCAUUCCAAACACUCAGUACACCAAGCAAAACCCAUUCAUUUUCAAAUUGGAGGACUACCAGGAUGCUGUCAUCAUUCCGAGGUAUCGUAAUUUUGACCAGCCACAUCGGUUCUACGUGGCUGACGUUUACACAGACCUCACCCCGCUCAGUAAAUUCCCCUCUCCAGAGUAUGAGACUUUCGCUGAGUACUACAAAACCAAGUACAACCUUGACCUGUCCAAUGUUAACCAGCCCCUACUGGAUGUGGAUCACACAUCUUCAAGAUUGAAUCUUUUAACUCCCCGUCACCUUAAUCAAAAAGGGAAAGCCCUUCCGCUCAGCAGUGCCGAGAAGAGAAAGGCCAAGUGGGAAAGCCUACAAAACAAACAGAUUUUAGUUCCGGAGCUCUGUGCCAUUCACCCCAUCCCCGCCUCUUUGUGGAGGAAAGCCGUCUGCCUUCCCAGCAUUCUCUACAGACUUCACUGCCUUCUGACGGCUGAAGAGCUGCGGUCUCAGACAGCCAUUGACGCUGGUGUAGGGGCUCAGACCCUGCCUCCUGAUUUCAGGUAUCCUAAUUUGGAUUUCGGGUGGAAGAAAUCCAUCGACAGCAAGUCUUUCAUUUCCUGCUCCAGUGCAUGUAUGGAAGAGGACGAUCACUGUAACCUUGACACAAGCUCAGAUUCAGACCACACUGCCCAUGAGGGCAGCAGCACGGAGGCCUCCCAGUCUCCAGAGGACACUCUCCCUUGUGUCAACUGCAACACACCAGAUGAAAAGCUAGAAACCCACAUGCUCCCUGUGACUGAUCACCAGACGCUGAACAAAGAUCCCAGCAACUGCGUCUGUUCCCAAAAUCUCCCUAACGGCACUCGAGCCGAUGGUGGCGACCUUCCACACCAACGUGACAUUUGCCAAUGCCCUCAGCUGGGCCCACUGGAGAGUGACCUAUCAAUGCAAACCACUACCUCAGUUCCUGUGCGACCCUCUCCAGCCGGCGAGCCACAGCCCCAGCCCGGUUAUGAAUGUAACCCAGGCAGGAAAUCGGAUCUCUGUGACGGACAUGUGAAAAAACCUACCUCAUACUGUUGCCCCAAACUGGAGACGGCAACCAGCACCACAGCACCUUCAGCCGUGUCUUCAGAGGUCUCUGACUUGACAUCUACAUCUGCCUGUGUAGGCCCAGCAUGGGAUUCUCCGAAAACCUUGGGCCCCAACCCUGGCCUCAUCCUGCAGGCCCUGACUCUCUCCAACGCCAGCGAUGGCUUUAAUCUGGAGAGGUUGGAAAUGUUGGGGGACUCUUUUCUGAAACACGCCAUCACCACCUACCUGUUCUGUACAUAUCCUGAUGCCCAUGAGGGCAGGCUGUCAUACAUGAGAAGCAAGAAGGUUAGCAACUGUAAUCUUUACCGUCUGGGCAAGAAAAAGGGCCUUCCUAGUCGAAUGGUGGUGUCCAUCUUCGAUCCCCCAGUAAACUGGCUGCCUCCGGGCUACAUUGUGAAUCAGGACAAAAGCAGCACAGACAAGUGGGACUCAGAUGAGAAUAAAGACUUGCACAAUGGAAAAGCCAGUGAUGAUGAGGAAGAUGAUAAUGAGGGAGAGGAUGUGGAGGUUGAGCCAUCUAAGGAUGAGGUGAAUGUUGACGAUGAGCUGGAAUACGACUCUGAUCACAUCAGGUUCAUUGAUAACAUGCUGAUUGGCUCCGGCGCCUUCGGGAAGAAGAUAUCCCUCCAGCUCUCCGAACCCGGAUACGAAUGGAAAGCGCCCAAAAAAACCCACAAUGGCCCCUUUCCCCCAGACAGUGGUGCUGAUGAGUUUGACUACAGUUCCUGGGAUGCCAUGUGCUACCUGGACCCCAGCAAAGCAGGUGAGGAGGACGACUUCGUGGUGGGAUUCUGGAACCCUUCCGAGGAAAAUUGUGGCACAGAUAUUGGAAAGCAGUCCAUCUCCUACGACCUCCACACCGAGCAGUGUAUCGCCGAUAAGAGCAUUGCCGACUGCGUGGAGGCCUUACUGGGAUGCUACCUCACCAGCUGUGGGGAGAGGGCAGCCCAAAUGUUCCUUUGCUCCCUCGGCCUGAAGGUGCUCCCGGUGGAGAAGCAGAGUUCCGUGGUGUCAACUGAGUUGCAGUACGGCUGGCUGAAGAUCCCUCCACGCUGCAUGUUCGACCACCCAGACGCUGAACGGACCCUGAACCACCUCAUCUCAGGCUUUGAGAACUUUGAGAAGAAGAUCAACUACACAUUUAAAAACAAGGCGUAUCUUCUGCAGGCCUUCACCCACGCCUCGUAUCAUUACAACACCAUCACAGAUUGUUAUCAGCGGUUGGAGUUCCUUGGUGAUGCAAUUUUAGACUACCUCAUAACAAAGCACCUUUAUGAAGAUCCGCGGCAGCACUCCCCGGGCGUGCUGACCGACCUGCGCUCCGCACUUGUCAACAACACCAUAUUUGCUUCCCUGGCUGUCAAGUACGAUUACCACAAGUACUUCAAAGCUGUCUCACCCGAACUGUUCCACGUGAUCGAUGAUUUUGUGCAAUUUCAGCUGGAGAAGAACGAAAUGCAAGGAAUGGAUUCCGAGCUUCGCCGAUCUGAGGAAGAUGAGGAGAAAGAGGAAGACAUUGAGGUCCCCAAAGCCAUGGGAGACAUCUUUGAAUCACUCGCCGGUGCAAUUUACAUGGAUAGCGGGAUGUCAAUUGAAACAGUUUGGCAAGUGUAUUAUCCAAUGAUGAGGCCACUCAUAGAGAAAUUCUCUGCUAAUGUUCCUCGUUCACCGGUGCGUGAACUCCUGGAAAUGGAGCCAGAGACGGCCAAGUUCAGCCCUGCGGAGAGAACCUACGAUGGAAAAGUACGGGUGACGGUGGAAGUGGUGGGGAAAGGCAAGUUCAAAGGUGUGGGCCGCAGCUACCGGAUAGCCAAGUCAGCGGCCGCCCGCCGAGCUCUGCGCAGUCUCAAAGCCAAUCAACCUCAGGUCCAAAACAACUGAGCUUCAGACAGCAGAAGCCCUCUCGACACCACGUGAAGAAUCCUCGCUGACCGCGUUCUCACUGGGGUUGUCAAAUUAGAUAAAUUAUGCGUCAAAAGAUUUCAGUAUAAUCCACAUAGGGUUCAUUUUUCAUUUUAUUCUUACGUGCGCAAACACAAUCUUUCUUUUUCUCCCCAGCUUUGUUUGAUCACAAGUGCUUUUUUUAUGUAUUGCAAGUGUUAAAAAGGUCAGGUCUUUUUCCCCCUUUUCCCUCUUUUUUUAUUAACAUUAAAAUGAUAUAUGCUUUGCUUUGUGGUAGUGAGUAAAGAAGCUAAAGCUUAUAGGUUGUAUUAGAAUGUACAUAUUUAAACUCCAGUGUAUCAGAUAAAUAAGAGAAAAAACAAAACUGAUUUAAAAAAAAAAAAACACAUCAUCAAUCUGUGCACUAGUGUCAGUUUUGCGGCGGUUUUUGAACACUUUGGCAGAAUGGGCACACAAAAUGAUGUUGGAGUGAGAUAAGUGGGUUUUUUUUUUUCUCUAUCUUGAGAUGAUAUUCUCAAUCAUAAUUGCACUUCUCUAGGGUCCGUUUUUAUUUUUAUCAAGAGUCGUGAACAUUUUGUCAACACCAAAAUCGUUUAGAUCUUUAUUCUACCGAAAGAGAAAGGCCCUCACAUUCUUAAAAUGGAUAGGAAUUUGACAUUCCCGAUUACUGUAAUCAAUGUAGCUGUAAACGGCACUCGAGGAUGCAUGUUUAUGUAGCUAUCUGUUAUCUAAGCCAACUGGAUGAGUUAGUUGUAUAGACAUCAUAAAGCUAUCAAUCUACAUUAUAUAGAAAAUACAAUAUUAAAUGUCUAUGACACAUUGAUACUUGGGUUUCAGUAAUGUCUUUUUGAUACCGAUAUUGAUAUUUAGUUGAUAGUCUUUAUGAAUAUUAGAUGUCUCCAUAGACUGACUGACUUCGUUUUGAUAUAAAGAUAUGAACGAAAAAAAGGAGGACAUAUCACCUGGGCAAAUAUGCUGCAGAUUUUAUAUUAAAAAAGGAAAGAGAAAAAUAGGAUUGGAUAAUAAGACACAAAGCACCUUUACGUACCGUCUUUAAGACAAACCGAUAUUUCGCUAGAUGACUUCACUUGCAUCAAUUACCAAAGUCGAUACUGAUGCAACGUUGUGAGGUUGCACCUAUUAAAGGGAUAGUUCAUAAAAAAAGGAAAUUUCUCAUUUUUGGGUGAACUAUGCCUUUAAGUCAAUCCCUCAACAUUCUCACAUUUUUCGAGAUGUGGUAACCAGCCUUUAUUUUAGUGUAAAUGUGUUGUAGCCUCUUGUCUAGCGUAAAUGUUUUCAUAUUAAUAGGCAUUCUUCACUUGAAUACCUCAGUUAAUUGCAUGCAUUUUUUUUUCUUCGGUGCUAUGUUUAAGCUUGAAUUUCUCAUCUUUUUGCACUGUAACUGUAUUACCUCUUAAUUUUACCUUUUGAAAUCUGUUGGGUUGGUUAUUCUGUUCUGUCAGCUGUCAAGCUGUAGAAAUUACUUUGAGAAUUGUUACCCCGUUUAUAUUUCUUUUUGAUUUUUAUGCUUGAAUGGGGAAACGCUGAGAAAAUUCUUCUCCGCACAUAAGCUUGAUGCUUCUCUAUCAUUGUGCAUCCGAUUAGAAGGGUUACUUAACGCUUGAGAAAAUCGAUAGAUUGCACUCUGAUACGUUCUGCGUUUCCAUCUUAAAAGCCAUGCAUCUCGUCUUUUCACUUUCCUCUUUCUGCAGUCUUACUAGGUUGCCAACUGUAAUGACUUUUCAGUCAAUUAUUUAGCAUGUCGACAAAAAAGUGGGCACUCUUAACCAUGUUUACUCUAGGAAUAAGGGCAUGAAAACUGUGUAAACUAUUUUUGAUUCUGAGUGGACACAUCUUGAAGGCUACCUAACUUUUCCCGCUUCUCGUUCUGUCUGCAUCUCUUUUACUUAAUUCAGUUAUGUUAUGGACAAACUAUUCCUGAAGUUACAUAAUCCCAGGCAUUGCUACCUCAGAAGACCCCUGCGAAUAGUUUGACCUUAUCAUAAACCAAUAUUUUGUGGAUAUACCUUUUUUACAGUUAUGAAUGGCAGUUAGGCACAUUAUUGUGUACGUUCAUCAGCACCUUACAGGGGGAUAAAUAUCUCUCUAUAUAUACAGUAUAUGUAUACACUCACGACUAUUUGCACUAGAAAACAUUCCCACUGGCAUUGAAUUUGCAUUUUUUAAUGGAGUAUGCUCUAAAAUAGUGCCUUUCAACCCUGAAACAAUAAUGUAACAUCUAGACAUGUGAUUCAGUGGAAUCGCAGCCUUUGCUACUAUAGCAGUUCUUUACUUUAUGGUUUCUAUAUAGUAAAGGACUUUUGGUGCCAUGCGUCAUACUGGAUAUUUUCUUCAGAUUCUUUGAACGUGGCAUACUAAUCUGACGUUUUUCUGUUUCUGAAACUCGGUAGACAAUUUUGUUUUCGAUUUAUUGGCUACAAAAUUGUGUUGUGGGCCAAUUUAGCCAAGAUUUUAUGUUAGUUUGAGGCUGUAAUCAAAGUAGGCCACUGCCCCAUCUCGACAGUGAGUGCAAUCUGGUUCCGUUUUAGCAAGAGUUGAGUGACCCUCUUUACAUGAUCUCGGUCGCAACCCCAGAGUUAAUCUUGCGAUGUGAAUAUAGCAAGUCAUUGGAAGUUAAUGGUUUUCCACACUCAACCCUCAAACUAUUGCAACGUGUUUUUUUUUUUUUUUUUUUUUUUUUUAAGCUUGUUACAAUGUUUUUCCAAGCCUUUGAAUGGCACACAUGUUUUUUUGUUUUUUGUUUUUUGUUUCACAUUUCUUUCCUUAUUGUAAUCUUUUUCACUUGGAUUAGUUUUUCUGUCAACUUUCAAAGAAUGUGAAAUCACACAUAUGGUUGCACCACAUAGAUACAGAUUCAUUCUUUUUAACAAAGCAAAAUAGACUUUUCACAACAAUUAAUGAAUUAUUUAUACCAUUGCUAGUCCCACAGAACAGAUAUCAAGCUAAGUGAUAUCUUAGUAAAAAGAAAAGGCUGAAAUAAAUGGUUUUUUUUUUUCUUUUUUUUUUUUCUUCAUUAUCUGUGAGAGUGUUAACAUAAAGUGGUCCUCCAUCGUAUCAUAUGCUGCAGAUUGUUUUCCUUCAUGGUGGAGAAUAAUGUUUGUGUUUUUGUUUAUUCUUUUUUUUUUUUAUUUUUUUUUUUUUAUUUUUUUUUUAAUAUAUAUAUACAUGUAGCACAAAUAAGCAUUGCACUUGGGCGCCAUACUUUACCUCAUGUCAGAACGAAAGAAAAAAAAUAAACAAAACAUGUAAAUAUGAUGUCGUAAUGUUUAAAGGAAUAACUUGUGGUUUUGGCCUGGCUGCUGUUUGCAUCGCUGGUAUUUUACCAGUGUAUUUAAAAGAUCAGAUAUAUACAGUACAAUGUGCCUGCAGGAUAUCAACAGAGAAAAUACACUGUAGAAAAGUUUUGAUUCUCUACAAUCUGGGGCUACAUAUGUGUCCUAUGUGUACAUUCAUGUCCUGCCUUAAUGUAAUUCUUUAAAUGUGGAAUUGUAAUUUAAUCCAUCUAGUCCUUUGACUGACAUGAUUUUCAAAUGUUUGGGGACCACACUGUCUCUCAAUCCAUCACCCCCUUCCUGCCCAUAAUAGUUCGAUUAACAGUCCAGAUGUGAUAGUGCAUGUCGGUGACGACCCCUUCUUCCCAACCGUGUUUUCUUUUUUUAGACUAAAACAUUGUACAGAUCUGAUUAAAUCAGCCCUAGAUUUAUUUAAAAGGGCUUUAUUUCAAAGCAAAGUGUAAUCCUUUUUUUUUUUUUUUUCUUUAAGAAAAAGAAAUUGCUGAUAAAAGUCAAACACACUCACAGUAGCAAGGUGUUCAAAGCGAACAUAGCAGCAUGUGUGGCAAGCUCCUAUUGAAGCUCCUAUUAACCGAAUGGGGAAGACAGUUGUUAAGAUUUUAAAUGGGGAAUUAUGGGCUACAAACUGCAGCCUGAUCUGUAUUUUUAAGGGACGUGCAUUUAAAUGAUUUUCUCAUACUGUAUCCGUGCUGCAGUGGUUUGCAUUCUGCACCUUAUGGAUCACAAAAACUUUUAAAAUUCUGUUCUCCCCCCUCUUUUUUUUUUAAGUAAUUGUAGCUGAGUAUAUCUACAAUAAAUUUAUGGUAUGGUUGUUCA
Molecule: messenger RNA, 10157 nt
Organism: Myxocyprinus asiaticus (Chinese sucker)
Lineage: Eukaryota; Metazoa; Chordata; Actinopteri; Cypriniformes; Catostomidae
Product: endoribonuclease Dicer-like
Exons: 29
Coding region: 364-6006 (1880 amino acids)
Biological process (GO): pre-miRNA processing; apoptotic DNA fragmentation; siRNA processing
Cellular component (GO): nucleus; RISC complex; cytoplasm
Molecular function (GO): deoxyribonuclease I activity; ATP binding; ribonuclease III activity
Source: RefSeq, a predicted model, not a curated record